AUGACCAUUUUGGACCUCGAGGGCACCAAAUUUACUGGUUCGAUCCCACUGACACUUGGAAACCUUGUCCACCUCACCCACUUGGACCUCGAGCAUAACAAUUUCAGAGGCACCAUGGACUUUGAAAUGUUUGUGAGGCUCAAAAAUCUCCAGUACCUUUCCCUCAGAGAAAACAGUUACCUAAAUGUAUCGCUGCAAAGUGAUGGCAACUGUUCCUUCCCUGUGCUCCGAUAUCUGGAUCUAUCAAAUUGCAGCUUGACCAAAUUCCCAUACUUCUUGAGUUCUUCGGCUGAGCUGAAAGGGUUGGACCUCUCCACAAACAUGAUCAGUGGAGGGAUUCCUGAAUGGUUUUGGAGAGUAGGGAGGGACACAUUGACAUACUUGGACCUCUCAAGCAACAAUUUUAAUGGUCCGCUACCUGACCCUCCUCCUUCGAUAGUGUACUUCGCUGCCUACAGUAACAAUUUCUCUGGAGAGAUCCCAUCUUCAAUCUGCCAAGCCAGUUCACUAGAAAUCCUUGUUCUCUCAAACAACAGACUCAGCGGCACCAUUCCGAGAUGCGUAGGUAAUUUAGAAAGCCACUCGCAGCUCGAUGCCUCAAAUAACAGUUUGACUGGAGAGAUCCCACCUUCAGUGUGCCAGAUGGGAAACUUAAGCCAUCUCUACGUCUUGGAUUUGAGCUACAAUCUGUUAGAAGGUCCAUUGCCACAAUCUCUAGCAAACUGUACGAGCUUGCAGUGUUUAAAUGUCAGUCACAAUGCAAUAUCUGAUACAUUCCCGCGCUUGCUAAAUGUUGUCUACGGGUUGGGUCUUGUAGCUUUACAGUCCAACAGGUUUCAUGGAGCCAUUGAAAUUACCCUCCCUCCGCAAAUUUCAUACUUGAGCGUCUCCGAUAAUGAGUUUUCUCGACAGUUGCCAAUCAAUUUCCUUCUGAAUUCAACUGCUUUCUUCGUUGACUUAGCCAAUAACAAUUUUGAAGGACUUCUCCUGAUUCCAUCACCAUCCAUCAAUUACUAUUUCAUUUCAAACAAUGAGUUCAGUGGAGACAUUCCUUAUCAGCUCUGCAACGCCAGUCAGCUAAUGAUCAUCAACAUGUCCAAUAACUGCUUGACCGGCACCAUUCGUCACUGUUUGAUGAACUUUACGAACUUCCUAUCUGUAUUGGAUCUACAAGGAAAUCAAUUUGUAGGUCGGAUACCAGAUAUAAUUUCCCCCCGAAACAACUUGGUCAGGACAAUUCGCUUAGGUCAAAAUCGACUCGGAGGGAUGUUACCACAAUCUUUGACACGUUUCAAGAAUUUGGAAGUUUUGGAUCUCGGUGAAAAUGAGUUAGAGAGCCACUUCCCUUACUGGUUGGAUACUCUUCCUCAUCUGCAAGUUCUUAUCCUAAGAUCCAACAUGUUUGGUGGACCCGUGGAUAGUUCCAAGAGAACUAGUCAUCCUUUCCCUCAGUUACUCAUUUUGGACCUCUCUAACAACAGCUUUUCCAGUCGACUGCUAGCUGAGUACAUUGCCAACUUAAUAGCCAUGAAGAAUGAAGAGAGAGGUGGUUUACAUUAUAUGGGUGACUCCUACUAUGAAGAUACCAUUUCAGUGGUCAUGAAAGGGGCGGAGUCGGUGCUGGUGAAAAUUAUGAUUGUGUUUACAACCAUCGACUUCUCAAGGAACUUCUUCGAAGGAGAGAUCCCAGAAUCAAUCGGAGAUCUGAAGGCACUCAAGGGACUCAACUUUUCUCACAACAAUCUUACUGGCAGGAUCCCUUCUUCUAUGGGGAGUCUUACUAAUUUUGAGUGGCUGGACCUAUCCUCGAACAAGCUCAAUGGGGAGAUCCCCAAAGGAUUGGCGGAUCUUACGUCACUCUCCACCUUGAAUCUCUCAUAUAAGCAGCUUGUGGGACCGAUUCCUCAUGGCCCGCGAAUGGAUACAUUCAACCACCCCUUUGACGGGAAUCCCGACCUGUGUGGUCCUCCAUUGUCAAAUCCACGUGACACUUUGGAGCAGUCACCACCGCAUUCAACUUCCCCUGAAGAAGAAGAAGAAGAAGAAGGGCAUUGGAUGGAAUGGAGGGCAGCGGCAAUGGGCUGCGGAUGUGGACUCAUCUUCGGGAUAUUAGUAGGAUACCUUAUGCUGGAAACUGGGAGACUGAGAUGGUUGUUGAGAAUGGUUGAGAGGAAAGAGUGCGGGAAAAUACAAAAUACAAAAUAA
This is a messenger RNA of Punica granatum (pomegranate), 2205 nucleotides long. The record is from RefSeq and is a predicted model, not a curated record. NCBI's taxonomy places the organism in Eukaryota, Viridiplantae, Streptophyta, Magnoliopsida, Myrtales, Lythraceae.